Darwinula stevensoni is the source of this 2658-nucleotide messenger RNA. Lineage: Eukaryota; Metazoa; Arthropoda; Ostracoda; Podocopida; Darwinulidae. The record is from the annotation of a GenBank genome assembly.
AAAUAUCCCCAUCCCAUGAAAGGGGUUUGUUUCAUUUCCAAUUUCUUUAAUUGGAAAGAAAGUUGAUAAUUUUUGUUAUAAGCAGUUUAUAAUAUUCUUCUCAAAGUAUCCAUGUUUUGAUUGGAUGGUCAUUGAUAGACAUCUUUUUAUCAUAAAGUGAAUGCACACGACGCUUUAAAAGAGGUACAAAUUAACAAAUGCCUGUGACAUCGAGUUGAAUGCUCCUUUGAGUCUCCAUAUUUGGAGAUGGUGAUAGUUUUCCUGCAUGACUGCAGACAAAGUGACGCCGUCACCAACUAACUCUCUACGCCGCAUUGGGUCCCGAGAUCGGCUAAAGCAGUUGGUUGGGCUCCCAACCAGCAGCAGCACAGUGUGGAAUGCCUCUGAUCAUGGAACUGGUGAUGAGCUCCACCACGUCACCUCUUUAGCUGCCCUUCCCCACUCUUCUAUGAAGAGGGUUUCCAGUUCUUCCUCAAUCGCUUCAGCUGCUGCAAUUGGGAGCCUUUUGAAUCCAGUAUCCAUUCCAUAUGCAGUGCAAUGUGUCAAAAUCUGGCAGGGCCUUCUUGCUUUAGAAAAAGAUCCUCACCCAGAAGUGGCUCAACUAGCACACAGUGUCAUAUCUUCCAUCACCUCCAAGGCACAUUCUACCUCCAGAGACAUCACUGCUUCAGCAUCCCCAUCAUCAUCUAAAGCCAACCUUACAAUAGGAGGAUCUCCACCACACUGUGUGACUCCAGGAACCAGUCCUCAGACAUUCUCUGCCCUUCACACCUCCACACCUAACAAGUCUCUCACAAACCGGAUUCGAAGAGUCAGUGAUCGCCUCUCCUCUUCUCACUCAUUUACACAGGAAGAAUCCUGUGAAGUCGAAUGCAUCCAUCAGCCUCUGUUGCAAAGCAAUUUUGUGGAAUGGAGUACAGGACAUUUCUCAAGAGCCACUCCAGCCAUUCUCCCUGAAAUGGACCCUGAAAGUGCCAUCUUUCAUCAUAAGGCAUCUCGAUACAAGAGAAAUGAGUGCCUCCGAAAAGAUGCAAGCAUUGAGCAGGUGUGUGUGUUGACAAAACGUCUUGAUGAGCAGACAUUUAUCGUUAGAAAUCCUCGAGUGCCUGCUGUGGUAAAAUUCCAUCCCUAUGAUCCACAUUUGGCAGUGGCUGAUAAAAGCCACUGCAGUGUGUGGGAUUGGGAGAAGGGGAGUCUAUUGUGCACAUGGCACAACUGCAAUGCCAAGGAAGCACGUAUCACUGCUCUGGAAUAUGUGAAUGCACAUGAGGAGAACUGUCUGUUGGUGGGAACUGAUGAAGGAGCUGUUCGUGUUUGGAAGAACUUCCUUCCCUCAGAUGAAUUUGAUGAGGAUGUAAAAAAUCCAGGAGAUCCCCAGCUUGUCACCUCGUGGCAAGUCCUUUCUGAACUCCUGCCCUCCACCAAAGGUUCAGGGAUUGUGAUGCAUUGGUCCCAGACAGCCCAGCAGUUGGCCGUAUCAGGUGAUGUACGUGUUGUUAGACUCUGGGAUGUUGCCAAGGAGCUACGAAUACUCGACCUUCCCACUGGAGCUGAGAGCUGCAUUACCUGCCUCUCCAGAGAAAGAGAUGGUAGUCCCCUGUUGGUUGCAGGAUGUGGGGAUGGGUCUGUCCGACUCUAUGACAUUCGCAAACCUUCAGCUGAAGCAAGAGUUAUGACAUGGAGAGAGCACAAUGGUUACAUUCUUGAAGUAUUCCUUCAGUCUCUACCCACAGGACCCCAGAGGGUCAUUAGUGGCUGUGUGCCAGGUGAUGUGAGGAUCUGGGAGUUGAGAAAGCCAACAUCUGUAAGCUGUAAGGUCACUUCCCCAAUGAUGACUGCCAUGACUGUCCAUCCUCAGGCCAAUAUCUAUGCAUGUGGAUCAGUGAACCAGUUCAUUGGUGUGUACACAACAAGUGGAGAGCAGCUGAGUGCCAUCAAGUAUCACGAUGGGUUCAUGGGUCAGCGGAUUGGCCCAGUUAGCUGCCUCACAUUCCAUCGACACCUGGUUCGACUUGCUGCAGGCAGUACAGAUGCUUUCAUCAGUGUAUACUCACUCAAUGCUUUCAAGCCAUGGACCCCAGGAAUAGUCAAUAUAAGACAAAUCUUCAUGCAGAGACAUCCUGGUGUAUUAUAUGGGAACUUUCUUCCAAACCAACAUCCAUCAUCUGUGACAGUGAGAAGCAUGAGUGGACAGAGCAGUGGGAAACAAAACCACCGAUCUACAAUUAUGUAUGUAGCUUCUGUAGGGAUUCUCAUUUUGGGCUUAAGUUAUGCUGCUGUUCCUCUCUAUCGUAUCUUCUGCCAGGCUUACAGUUUUGGUGGUACUGUGAAUGAGAAUACUGAUCUAGUUGAGAAGAUGAGACAGGUCCCAUCCCGAAAGGUCAAGAUACGCUUCAAUGCAGACACAGCAGCUAGUCUGCGAUGGAAUUUCAAGCCACAACAGACGGAAAUCUUUGUGGAUAUGCCAGUGUUCUUCUACAUUGAUCCUGAAUUUGCUGAAGACCCAAAGAUGGAGAAUGUGACUGAAAUCACCCUGUCAUACACCUUUUUUGAGGCCAAGCAAGGACUUGAACUUCCUGUUCCAGCCUUUCAUGUCACAUGAUGUUUCUGAGAGUAUCCAGUCUAGUGCAACCAGUUUGUUGUAAAUGUUCUUUUCAU